Molecule: messenger RNA, 2416 nt
Organism: Polyodon spathula (Mississippi paddlefish)
Lineage: Eukaryota; Metazoa; Chordata; Actinopteri; Acipenseriformes; Polyodontidae
Product: neuronal acetylcholine receptor subunit alpha-5-like
Exons: 6
Coding region: 260-1612 (450 amino acids)
Biological process (GO): regulation of membrane potential; chemical synaptic transmission; signal transduction
Cellular component (GO): synapse; neuron projection; postsynaptic membrane
Molecular function (GO): transmembrane signaling receptor activity; acetylcholine-gated monoatomic cation-selective channel activity
Source: RefSeq, a predicted model, not a curated record
AGCUGGCUGACUGAUUAUUUAGGCAGUAAGAGUAGUACUAUUCGUCAGGCUCCCAGCUGCAUCCCCGAAAGGGUGGGUGUAUCUGUGUGUGAGUGUGAAGGGGAGUGGGAGGCCAUUUCUCGCUGUUGUCAGAGCACUGCAAUUGUUCUCUCUCUCUCUCUCAACAACAGCUCGGUUAUUCAAGCUUGUCUACCGAAGCUGCUGGAUUCUCUCUUGCUUGUCUCUUUUCUGAACUGCUAGGCCGGUGAGUGGAAGCAGGAUGAUAGUUUUACUGUUGAUGCUGCUCUGUUACUCUGGCUUCUUGCGCUUCACCCUGGGCCUGACCGAGCUCACCUCCUUUGCCAAGACUGAGGACCGCCUCUUUAAGCAUCUCUUCAAGGAUUAUCAGAAGUGGGUUCGGCCUGUGGAGCACCUCAAUGGGACAGUGAAGGUGAAGUUUGGACUGGCAAUCUCCCAGCUUGUAGACGUGGAUGAGAAAAACCAGCUGAUGACAACAAAUGUGUGGAUGAAACAGGUGUGGGUGGAUGUGAAGCUAAGAUGGAAUCCAGAUGACUACCUGGGAAUAACAUCUAUCAGGGUUCCCUCUGACACAAUAUGGAUCCCAGACAUUGUUCUCUAUGACAAUGCCGAUGGAAGGUUUGAAGGAUCAGUCACCAAGACGGUGGUAAAGUACGACGGCACGAUUACGUGGAUCCCCCCGGCCAACUACAAGUCUUCGUGCACCAUCGAUGUCACCUUCUUUCCAUUUGACCUGCAGAAUUGCUCCAUGAAAUUUGGCUCCUGGACCUAUGACGGCUCACAAGUGGACAUCACACUGGAGGACUUCCAUGUGGACAUGCGGGACUAUUUUGACAAUGGGGAGUGGCAGAUUGUCACAGCCACUGGUAGCAGGGGAGUGAGGACUGAUGGCUGCUGUUUCUUCCCCUUUGUCACCUACUCCUUCGUCAUCCGCCGGCUCCCCCUAUUCUACACUCUGUUCCUUAUCAUCCCCUGCAUUGGCUUGUCCUUCCUGACCAUCCUGGUUUUCUACCUCCCUUCCAAUGGCGGGGAGAAGAUCUCCCUGUGCACCUCGGUUUUGGUGUCCCUCACUGUCUUCCUCCUGGUCAUUGAGGAGAUUAUACCCUCCUCCUCCAAGGUGAUCCCUCUGAUAGGGGAGUACCUGGUUUUCACCAUGAUCUUUGUCACCCUCUCCAUCGUGAUCACUGUCUUUGCGAUCAACAUCCACCAUCGCUCCUCCUCCACCCACCACGGUAUGGCUCCAUGGGUCCGGCGCAUCUUCUUACACCAGCUGCCCAAGAUCCUGUGCAUGCGCAGCCAUGUUGACCGAUAUGUCCCUCCUAAUGGCAGGAGUAAGGGAGCUGACGCUACAUCUUCCAGGAACAACCUGCAGGCGGCGCUGGACUCUAUCCGCUACAUCACCCUGCACGUGGUGAAGGAGAACGAGGUCCGCGAGGUUGUUGAAGACUGGAAGUUUGUGGCUCAGGUGCUGGAUCGUGUUUUUCUGUGGACGUUUCUUCUGGUCUCAGUCUUGGGGUCUGUGCUUCUGUUCAUCCCAGUCAUUUACAAGUGGGCCAACAUUACUGUCCCAGCUUAUGUGGGGAACAGUGGCUGAUCCCUUAUUAUGUGGACACCAGCUGUCAUCAGUGUGGACGUUACUGCAAGUGCUGAGUGACUUUUCACAGAAGGGAGUCCAUUCCAAAAGACACUGAAAAUAGACAUCUUUCAAAACCAUCACUGUAUGAAAAGAGGAAACUUUUAUUCUUCACUUCAUUAUUAUUAACAGCUGGAGACCACCUUUUAAAGUUGGUUUGGUGAUAUCAAAAAUCAAACACAUUGCAGCGUAUAGAGGUACGCAGGGGUAGGAAAUCUGGGUACCCAUUCUGGUAAUGUUAUGUUAUAAUCUUGUAGUGUUAAAAUCUGGUUAUUAUCUUCAUUUUAAGUCUGAUGUCUGAAUUUCAUAUUUGCUGCAAGUCUUUUCUCCCAACAUAUUCCGUGUUGUUUUGAUAUUCUUUUAUUCACACAUCAUUGAGUAGGUAAAUCCAUUAGGGAAUAUGUGUUUUUUCUCUAAACAUCGCAGUGUAUCCAGACCAUGCUCUCUCUGGCAACAAUGCAGGUGCUCUGAUUGCAAGGGGUUCACACUGUGGGAACAGGAAACCAGCAUUGUUGUAGGAGGGACUGCGAUCCACUGUAUACAAAAUACAAAUAAGGGAAUAUUUGAAACUAUACUAAUCAACAGUUGCAGUGUACAUAAAUUAAAAAGAAAAUGUUUUUUUUUUUUUUUUGCAUAUGCACAGGUUUAAAUGAUUAAAAAAUUAUUUAUUUCAAGAUGUUUCAGACAAAAGCCCUUCUACACAGAUGAAGGAGGGCUUUUGUAAUACGCACGCACGCACGCACGCACGCACAGUCGCAGACAAAA